Messenger RNA from Hydra vulgaris (swiftwater hydra), 1080 nucleotides. RefSeq names its product carbonyl reductase [NADPH] 3. NCBI's taxonomy places the organism in Eukaryota, Metazoa, Cnidaria, Hydrozoa, Anthoathecata, Hydridae. The record is from RefSeq and is a predicted model, not a curated record. Gene Ontology annotation, molecular function: carbonyl reductase (NADPH) activity.
AGUUUUGUACUUUAUCUUUUAGUCAUAAUAUAUUUUUUGAGAAAUUGAUUUAUAUAAAACCGUUUAAAAUUUGAUUAACAUGAUAUAUAAAAAAAAAUCUUUUAUGUAAAAAAUAUAUACAAUGAUUUAAACAGUAAUAAUAUAUUGUUAUAAUAAAUUAAAAAUGUCAUCACCACGCGUUUUUGUUGUAACUGGAUCAAACAAGGGAAUUGGUAAAUCAAUAGUAAAACUUCUUUUGCAGGAUAAAGAAGAAAAAAUUGUGUAUUUAACAUCAAGAAAUAAAGAGUUUGGACUAAACGCUGUUCAAGAACUAGCUACUUUAAAUCUGCAUGCUGAGUAUCAUCAGCUUGAUAUCACAGAUCAAAGUAGUAUACACUGUUUACGUGAUCAUUUACUUUUAAAAUAUGGUGGUUUAGAUGUUUUAGUUAAUAAUGCUGGUAUUGCAUAUAGUGAAUUAAGUAAUGCUCCAUUUUCAGAGGAAGCAGAGGUUACAAUUACUACAAACUUUUUGGGUAUGAUAUCAGUUUGUGAUUCUCUAUUUCCGAUUUUAAAACCUAAUGCUAGAGUUGUUAAUUUGUCAAGCUUAGCAGGCGAAUUUGCUUAUGAAAGGUUAUCUGAUAGUCGCAAGGAGCAGUUUAGAGACAAAAACUUAAGUGUUGAUGGUUUAAAGAAAUUACUAUUAUUGUUUGUGGAACAUGCUAAAAAUGAUACAUUGGAAGAAAAUGGGUGGCCUCGGUCUGCAUAUGGAAUGUCUAAAGUUGGUGUUUCAAUUUUAACACAAAUUCAACAACGUGAGUUUGACAAAAACCCAGAGUUAAAUAUUGUUGUAAAUUCCUGUCAUCCAGGUAUUGUUGAUACAGACAUGAAUGGCGGAAGGUACUUUGACAUGAUAACUCCUGAUGAAGGUGCUGAUACGCCUACUUAUUUAGCUCUUCUUCCGGUGACAGAUCGUUUAGUACCAAUGGGGAGUUAUCAUAAAUUAAAGAAUGUUGUAUCGUAUCCUCCUUUAUAAAAGCUUAAUUAAUUUGCAACAAUACAUGUCUUCUUUAUAAUGAUAUUUUUAAAGCUAUUUUUUGAAAA